This is a messenger RNA of Bombus huntii, 1387 nucleotides long. RefSeq names its product leucine-rich repeat transmembrane neuronal protein 1-like. The coding region runs from base 271 to 1161 and encodes 296 amino acids. The record is from RefSeq and is a predicted model, not a curated record. NCBI's taxonomy places the organism in Eukaryota, Metazoa, Arthropoda, Insecta, Hymenoptera, Apidae. Gene Ontology annotation, molecular function: protein binding. The transcript has 3 exons. Gene Ontology annotation, cellular component: plasma membrane.
CUUUGACACCGACGUUUCGCAAAAAGGGGAAAAAAGCAACUCAUUACAUCUAAUUAAUUCGGAGAACACGCUAUCAGACGAGAACAAAGAUAGCUUUUCUAAUUAGAGACUCAUAGGAAUUUAGCGAUAGUACCCGGUAUCUAUCGUAGAGAAGGACAGGAAACAAAACCUGAUAAUUCGAGACUGGACGACGAGUCGAUUCCUUCGCCUGUCCGUUCUCAGUACGUCGUUGUCAGUCGUAAAACCACCGAAUUGUGUAAGCCACUUAAAAUGCGCUGUACGUCGUUCUCCGUUAUUCUACUGUGCAUUCUCAAGUGUGGGUUUGUGCUUGCGAUAUGCACUGUGAGCAAGCACGAAGGAGGAUCAGCCCAUCGUUUGCAAUGCUUUAACGUUACUCUGCAAACGAUUUUGGAACAAACGACGAACGUAUCCUCUCUAUUGGUCUUUGACUCAAAUUUCCGAUACAUCACAGAACGAGCUUUUAUCAAAUACGCCAAACAUUUGCUGUUCUUGAACAUCUACAAUUGUCACGUAUACGACAUUCACGCUGAUGCGUUCGACAGCCUAGCUAGUUUGAGGAAACUCAGUCUACCUAGCAAUAAUAUCACAGAAGUGAAAGAGGCGUGGUUUAAGGAUCUGGUAUACUUGGAACAAUUAGACCUGUCGUUCAAUCGAAUCGAGAAAAUCGCUCCAGCAAUCUUUAGCAGAAUACCAUUACUCAAACGAUUCGAUAUCAGAGAGAAUCGCAUAACUUGCUUGGAUCCUUCAGCAUUUCCGGGUGGUAUCGACAAAAUUUAUUUUCACGGAAACCCCCUGGCUCUCUCAUGUCGAGGAGAGCUAACUCUGUGGAUGCGGGACCACGGGGUGAACUACAAGACCGAACAGAGUAAGAAGGAAGAGUGGUUGGAUAAGCUUCUUUGGCUCUGCGCCAUGGACGAUGCGAGCGUGGUCAAAUCAGAAGACUCGAUGAAAGAAUGCGUUAUCCUAAAUUUAUUCAAUCAGCUUCGUACAGGUCUGAGUACCGCGCAAUCGUAUCCCUUGCCCGUGGACUGUCCUGUUGAGAGCAAUUUUUUGAUGGCCUGUUUAGACACGGGGGCCACUAAUGGAAAAGUAAUCAAGAAUUUGCUCCUCUAUAUCCAUAAAACCAUGUCAUAUCGUUAAAGAGAAAUUGCACGAUUGUAUAACCGAUCAAGUUAAAUUGUAAUGUCUCGUGUUAAGAGCUUGUUUACGAAUAAAAAUCGAUGAUAGUUAAAAAAUAAGAAUUGUGCAACGUUAAAAAGUUUCGAUGUUAACACAAAGAGAAACGUAUCGGUCAACUCGAGCCUUCGUUCGUACGGAAGGAAUACUAAUUUCGUGGCGAUUAACCAGAAAGUGCGGAAUUAAAGGU